Molecule: messenger RNA, 351 nt
Organism: Colletotrichum truncatum
Lineage: Eukaryota; Fungi; Ascomycota; Sordariomycetes; Glomerellales; Glomerellaceae
Source: RefSeq, a predicted model, not a curated record
AUGGACGUCGAUUAUGGCAACAAACUCACAACAUUCAUCACUUCAACAACAAGCGGUCUAGGGUCUCCUGACAGAAACAUCAGUGUUAUACUUCAGUCUGCAAAGCUGUUGAUGCCGACUACAACUCUCAGUGCUUCACCUCUGCCAUCAAACGCAGCUUACCCAUGGGGAGGUAUUGGUCCUCUCUUCCGACACCCUCACAUGACUGUCCCUGGCAAUGACGAUGAACCGAACGAACCGCCAGUGGUUCAAGAGGUGAAUGGUAUUUGGUGGAGCCGAUGGAAACAACACUUUGACCGCCUCCAAUCUGGUGAAAUGGAAAAUAAGGCAAGUGAAGCUCGAGACACGUAA